Molecule: messenger RNA, 4796 nt
Organism: Plectropomus leopardus (leopard coralgrouper)
Lineage: Eukaryota; Metazoa; Chordata; Actinopteri; Perciformes; Serranidae
Gene: pip4k2ca
Product: phosphatidylinositol-5-phosphate 4-kinase, type II, gamma a
Biological process (GO): phosphatidylinositol phosphate biosynthetic process
Cellular component (GO): plasma membrane
Molecular function (GO): 1-phosphatidylinositol-5-phosphate 4-kinase activity; 1-phosphatidylinositol-4-phosphate 5-kinase activity
Source: RefSeq, a predicted model, not a curated record
GGCGGGCUCGAGGGGGCGGUGGAGGACUGUCAGCGAUGAUUUGGAGAUAUGUAGUCACGCAUUAUUGAAGUUAAGUAAUGAUUCAUCACGCAGGUUUAAACUGUGCGUUAGAAAAACAAGCGUCAGUGUAACGGAGCAGCUCGAGCGGUGACCUUUGGCUGCCGACGCCGUGUGCUGCGCGAGAGAGCCCGGGGAGGAGCCGUUAGCUCGGUUAGCUUCGUAACGGUGGCCGUCAGGAAGAAGUGUCUCCACCACCGACAGGGGACAAGGAGUCUGUGGUCAUGGCUGCCCUCGGUAACUCCGGGGCCACCUCCAGUCCGAUGGUGGUCCUGGCCCCGAAGACCAAAACGAAAAAGAAACACUUUGUGCAGCAGAAGGUGAAAGUGUUUCGAGCCAGCGACCCCGUCCUGAGCGUCUUCAUGUGGGGCGUCAAUCACUCGAUCAACGAUCUCAACCAGGUGCCUGUCCCUGUGAUGCUGCUGCCGGAUGAUUUUAAAGCCAACACGAAGAUCAAAGUCAACAACCACCUUUUCAACAAAGAAAAUCUUCCAGGACAUUUCAAGUUCAAAGAAUAUUGUCCUCAGGUCUUCCGAAAUCUAAGGGAACGAUUUGGUAUUGAGGAUCUUGACUAUCAGGUCUCGUUGACCCGCAGCCCCCCGAUGAGGAGUGUCGAUGACCAGGGAGAUUGUCUGCUCCUCAACUCCUAUGACCGAACGCUGGUCAUCAAGCAAAUCUCCAGCGAGGACGUCGCAGACAUGCACAGCAUCCUGUCUGAGUACCACCAGCACAUAGUGAAGUGUCACGGCAGCACGCUGCUGCCACAGUUCCUGGGCAUGUACCGGGUGAGCGUGGACAGCGAGGAGACCUACCUGAUCGUCAUGAGGAACAUGUUCAGCCACAGACUGGUGGUACACAGGAAGUACGACCUGAAGGGCUCUCUGGUGGCUCGUGAAGCAAGUGACAAAGAAAGGGGAAAAGAGCUUCCUACCUUCAAAGACAUGGACUUCAGGAACAACAUGCAGAAGGUUUAUGUGACCGAUGAGCAGAAGGAGAAGUUCAUGGAGAAACUCAACAGAGAUGUGGAGUUUCUGGUGAGACUGAAGAUCAUGGACUACAGCCUGCUGCUCGGCAUCCACGACGUCGGUCGAGCUGAACGGGAAGAGGAGGAGGGCGAGGAGGUUUCCAACGAGGAAGAACCGGAGGCGGAGAACGGCCUGGCACCGGGCGCGACUGUUGGCUCCUACGGCAACUCUCCAGAGGGGAUCGCUGGUUACAUGGCCUCCUGCAAACCUCUGGGGCCCGGAGAGUUCGACCCCUACGUGGAUGUGUACGCGGUCGGGAGCUGCCCAGGAGCUCCUCAGAGGGAGGUCUACUUCAUGGGCCUGAUCGACGUUCUUACUCAAUACGACACCAAGAAGAAAGCCGCUCACGCAGCAAAAACUGUCAAACACGGGGCCGGUGCUGAAAUCUCCACGGUCCACCCCGAGCAGUACGCCAAACGAUUCCGCGACUUCAUCUUUAACAUCUUUGCGUAACGCACUGCGAUGAGCGCCGCCACGAGUCGAUCCAACUGAGAGCUAAGCGUCUAUUUUACCACUGACCAAAAAUAGUAUGCACACGCAGGUCAUCAUUUAAACCAGGUGAUCUGAGGCGAGACUACUUACUUUGUAGCAACAUGAUGUACUACUUCAUAGUAUAUAUGCAUAUAUUUAUUUUUAGAUUUAAGAUGCAUUUCUUCUAGAUAUUAAGCAGUCUUUAACCGAAUAACUCUGGAGCAUUAGGAUACAUGCAAACAAACUGCUGUUGAUCAGUGUUAGACCACAUCAGUGCGAGAUCAAAUAUCAUUUUUCCUAUUUGUUGUCAGUCGCUGGUUCCCCGGGCGUGAACUGAACUUAAAGAAGGAGUUUGACAUGUUUGUAAAGUGCGCUUAUUUGCUUUCUCGCCAAAAGUUAGAUGGGAUGAUGAUAUCUCCAUCAUGUUUGUCUCUUAAAUUUUCUGUGGAGUUUCUGACCUGCAGCAGCAUUUAGAGUUAUUUCUAUACGAGCGGGUCCCUAUUUGGUUUGCUUCAUGCAUGAGUAUGCAUGUGCACGAGUUACACAGUCGUUUUAAUGGUGAUCUGCAGGGGCCAGAAACAUGGUGAGAUGAAGCAACGUGGCAGGUAGUGAAGAUGAAGACGACGAGCAAGUGAGAACGGUUGUAAAUGAGUGGAGUGAAAAUAUUUAAAAAACUUAGAUUUGCAAAUGUUUGAAGAGGAGGAAAGGUUAGAAUUCAAAAGGAGGGUUUCCAUCAAAGAUUUGUGCAAAACCUAAACGAAAUUUUCUAAAUGUCGAUAGAACAUAAUUGCAGAUGACUGCAUUUCCACUGAGUGAUGUUCUGCCACUUCUCCUCUCACGAUAACAUACCAAGAAGCAUGGCGAUUCAUCUUCAAAACAUUAGCUGCUUUACUUCUUUUGCAGCCACCAAACUAGCCGUCUUUAUUUCCAAUCCAAGGCGGUAUAGGCGUGUUAUGAGAGCGAUAAUUAAAAGGCGAGCCCCUUAUAUAUGGGAGCGGCCACAUAUGAGGGAUUUCUGGGAGCUGCUAGUCCACGAUUUCACAGAGGAAUUGUGGAUUCAAAAUUUCCGGAUGAUCAACUUAACUUUUGAAGAGUUACGUGAUGCAACAACAGUUUAUGGAAGCAGAAAAACGUUUUUGAGAUUAUUGGGAGUUUUUUCAAAGCUGAUGUGUUUCCAUUAGACGGAUUUUAUGUUCGCGUUUUCAGUUAGCGCAGUUUGAGGGUUAAUGGAAACCCACCCAAAGAUACCGACUAUGGUCGGGUCCAAAAUUCCAGACUAGCCUGAUAUUUCAGGAUUUUCCACACUUUCAUUCAUAUGUGGCAAGCCACAACUAAACAUCUGCUGCCACAAGUACAUUUUUUGGAGCUGGGCUGUUUAUUUAAGAGAACUUUAGGAACAUAUAUACUGUUCAGUUAUUUAUAGCCUAUUUGAGGCAAACACAGUGCAGCAGAAUAUUUAAGCGUUCACUCUGCUGGGUCUGAAAGCGUCAAUUACCCAACCCGCGAAUCACAAACUGCUGCUGAGGAAAAAAUGAACUCACGGAGAGCUCCGCCUACUGCGCUGCGUUCGUGGACACAAAAGGUUACAAAGGGACUCACAGAAGCUGACGUCAGCUACUGUCACACUGUCUUUCUGUGGAAAAUGCUGCAUUUAGUACACUAAACAGUAUGUGAUGUUUUUCAGUAUGUUUGAAAUCGCAGUAACAAACCAAUACUAUUUGAAAUGCACACUGUUUUCAUCAAAAUAUUGCAGUAUGCAAACACUGAACACUACAAAUGUCAUAAAUAUCCCAUUAUGCAGUAUGCAGCAACUGUCAUAAGCAACUGAGGAAGCUCUAUAAUAUCCAGAAGUAAUAAGACUGAUUGCCUGCCGUUUGGGAAAAACAAAAACCUCAGAGCUAACAACUUAAAUGCAGAAAAUGGCACCUUUUCACAAAGAUUUGGAUUAUGUAAUAAUUCCUGCUUUGUUCUUUUAGUAAAUUGUUUUAAAAAUCUACAAAACGACUUGUGGAUGCAACUCAGACUCUGUAUUGCGGGACUCUCGUGCCUGAUGAUCAACUCGGACACGACCAGUCAGAGUUUUUUUAGCUCCUGCAGCAGCACGCACCAAUGACUUUAGACUUCACAAACCCACUGAUCUCUUUUACUUCACAAGAGCUUGGUUUUGUUUUUUACAGGUUGAAAAAAAAGCUUUAGAUCAACUUUUUGGCAAAUUUUGUUAUCUUUUUCGCAGAGCCGGGCUAGCUGCCCCCCGAUUGCGUUCUUUAUGCUAAGCUAAGCUAACCAGUGUCCUCUCAUCUGACUCUUAGAAAGAAAGCAAAUAGACGCAGUUACCAAAAUGUGAAAGUAUUCCUUAAAUUGUAGAAUAAACUUUCAUGAAGAUUCGUAUUUAAAACAAAAAAAAAAAAUAAUAGUGUAGACUCUUCAUAAUAUUAUUUAUCUUUGGAAGCAGGCCGUUUGAAUGUUUCGUGUGCCAAAUGUGUGGGAUCGAAGCUUUAUCCGAGCAGGAUUUGCACUUAACUGUCGUGACGGAGCAGUUAAAUGAAACACAGUUAAAAAAUGGAUCCAAUCUGAUUUUCCACCAAAGUCUUUGCUAAGUUUCGUAGUUAAUGAACAGAACAGCUUUGCAGACUGAGACAGUUGAUGCGUGGCGUUUUAGUGGCGAGCGUUUCAAAUAAUUUGGCCUGUAAACGUGUUUUGCAGCCGUGCAUCUCUGAGCUACGACAGCCUGUAAAGAGGACGUGUGGCGGCCGACCUCGGAGCAUUUCCUUUUUACCCACAGAACCAAACGAAGGAUCAGUCCCGCCUUUUUAAUGAAAUACGUGUGGACGUGUAAUUCGACAUCAGAACGCUUCCUAAAAACGAGCCCAUCCAUCUUUAUUCUGGACAGACUCCUUUUUUUGAACAUGGUGUCGUGUUUUGUGCAUUAAAAUGGCGAAAUAUGUGAAUCAUUGUGGUAGGAUAAGACUUAGACAGAUAUAACAUUAGAGCUAUCGUUAGUGUGUUGUAGCGACGUUUGAGAUUUAGUGAUAACCAGAGUUCUGUGUAAAACAUUGUCGACAGUAACACUACAUUUCAGUAGCUUCUGCAGUUCGCCUUAACUCAGCGAUGUGAUGCGUCAUUCCUGAACACUGACGGCAGCGUAGACACAGGUCGCUCUGUACGAUGCCUCAUCUACUCGAUGGUUGCACAUGUUGUAUUUUUGCAAAUCAGCUUUUGGACCAAAAUAUAUUUUACAAAGAA